AUAGCAGUCCUUCUAAUGUUUCUUCUUCUCUGCCGCAGACUGAGCGCCAUGGCUCUCGAUGAGUUCAAAGCCGCAGUCUAUGAAGGGAGGCUGACAGAUGCGAUUUCUAAUGUGCAGCAGAGACCGCUGGAGUCGUUUAACAGCCACACCCUCAGCAUCGCCAUCACGGGGGAGUCGGGCUCCGGAAAGUCCUCCCUCAUCAACGCCAUGCGGGGGCUAUGUGCUGGUGAUGAAGGCGCUGCUGAAACUGGGAUGUUAGAUGCCAUGAGGGAGCCGAUGGUUUAUCCAGAUCCCAUCCUUCCAGGCGUCACGCUCUGGGACCUGCCAGGGGUGGGGACAUUCUAUUUCCCUCUAGACACCUACUGUGAGCGGCUCAAUUUGAGCCAAUACGAGUUCUUCAUCAUCGUCGGCUCCCAGCGCUUCUGCUCCGACCACGCCAGGCUGGUCCGUGAGAUCCAGAGAAUGGGCAAGAGGUUCUACUUUGUGCGCUCCAAAGCCGACGUGGACCUGGAUGCUUCCAGGAGGCAGCGUUCCUCCAGCUACAACCAGGAGAGGAUCCUGCAGCAGAUCAGGGAGGACUGCAGGAGAGGCGUAGCAGCUGAGGGAGUGGGCCACCCACAGGUUUUUGUCGUUUCAAGUAGGGAACCCAACUGCUACGAUUUUCCCCUCCUGCGACAAACUUUGCAGACGGAGCUGCCGAGCCUGAAGAGACACGCCUUCCUGCUUAGCCUGCCUGCUGUCGCCUCCCGCAUUGUCAACCAGAAGAAAGCCGACCUGAAGGGAGAGAUUUGGAAAACAGCCCUUUUCUUAUGUCUUCUCGCUGCCAUUCCUGUCCCAGGCAUCGCUUUCUUGUGCACCUUCUUUGGCUUCCGGAAACACCUGUUCCAACACUACAGCAGCUUUGGCGUGGACGACAGGUCCCUCUCUGCUCUCGCCCACCAGGUUGGGGAGCCCGUGCGGGAGCUGACGGCUGUGAUGACGUCCUUGGGAACGACCCCCAUGAUGGCUCUGAAGCUGUUGUUGGAUUCGGUGGGGGCUGCCGUGAUGGUAGCGGAAUAUUCGUGGAAGCGCCUCCCCGUAUUUGGUGCCAUGGUGUCAGGAGGGGUGGCGCUGGUUACCACGUACUUCAUGCUGCGGAAGUGUUUGGCCUCUGUAGCUGACGAUACCCAGCGGGUUCUGAGCAAAGCUCUGGAGGCCGAACGGGAAAACACCAUCUAGGAUUUGGUGUUGCAUUGGAUGAGCCUGCUGCUGUCUAGAAGACACAGUCUUGGACUUCAAGCAGGAAAGAUUCCUGCUUCUUCAUCCAGGAGUUGCAUGUGUAGGCCAAAAGCCUAACGAGAAGAAAUUGUCUUAAGUAAAAUUUUGCUUAUUUUGCCUUAUACUCCAUUUUGCUAGCUUUGAAUUAGUAUGAAGAAAUUAUUCUGAGUUUAUUUUUUGCUGAUUGUGUUAACAUUUGUUCUUCGAAAGACAGAUGUUUUAUGACUGUAAUUGCGUUAUUUACUGUUUGAUGUGAGUGAAGAAUGUAUGGUAAUUAACUGAGUCAGGACAACUGGGCCGGAUGGUCAAGAAGGGAGUGGAGGAGUCAAGAGGCACCAACUUUAUGAUCAAUCACCCGGAUGGCAGAUUUAUGACCCUAAAGCAAAGGCAUACGCCCCAAGGACAAGAUAAGGAGUUGAGCCAAAGGGAUGAGAAAGAAACAGCUGCAGAUCCUCCCGGUAACAACUCACAAUAAUGCUAAUUAAGAGCAACCUUGUAUACCUCGUGAUUGACAGCUCUGGUGUAACACAGGUAUGUCCAUAGACUUGUAUGGGAAUGUAUCGCUAUAAAAGAAGGGUGUAUUGCCAUGGGACUUUGGGUUCGUUCUGCAUCAACCUUGGAGCUUCGAAUGCAUUCAACAGCCCUGCUCCCCUCCCUCGUGUGCAGGUUCAGCUGGCCACUGGAACUGACCGAGCAACACUAAGGACUGGUAACUGUAAGAUCCAGCUGCAGAACCUUUUGUGUGUGUGUGUGUGUGUGUGUGUGAAUGGAAGCACAUGCUGAUUUUAAUACUUAAAUUGUACUCUCAAUAAACGCGGUGUAUUGCCCACCAUAAACCAUCUUGGGCGUCGUUGCACACAAGUCAAAGCGCCCAUAAUGAAUGAGACAGACUCAGUAACAGCUCAGUGCUCCUGAGGUUUUACCCCACAAGGAAUGAGGCAGCUUCCUUCUUCACAUUCAUACAACAAAAAUAAAAUUAUACUGAAUCCGGUUCUAUCAGCCUAGGUCCCGCUGGGCUCCUCCAUCCCUUCGGUAUCUGAACACCUUACAAACAUGAAUGGACUGGAUCCCCGCACUGGGGCAGAUCAGCUGUCAUUCCAUUGGAGUCAGUGGGGAAGAUCCCAGCUGGGGUCAAUGGGCCGUAGCUCCAUUGGAGUCAGUGGGGCCAGAUCCCAGCUGGGGCCGAUCAGCUGUAGCUCCGUUGCAGCUUAGAAGCUGAAGGCCUUGUCCUCAUGGGAAAGUUUUUCGGCAUAACCUAAGGUGUGAAUUUAAACCAAUAGAGUGAUCCUGGUGUAACCUUGUGUGUGGACGCUCUCACGCUGGCAGAAGAGUAGCUUUUUUCAGUUUCGUUUAUGUCACUUGGGAGGGGGUUUAAGCUGAACCGGAGAAUGUCACAGUUUCGUUUAUGUCACUUGGGGGGGGAGGGAUAGCUCAGUGGUUUGAGCACUGGCCUGCUAAACCCAGGGUUGUGAGUUCAAUCCUUGAGGGGGCCAUUUAGGGAUUUGGGGCAAAAAUUGGGAAUUGGUCCUGCUUUGAGCAGGGGGUUGGACUAGAUGACCUCCUGAGGUCCCUUCCAACCCUGAUAUUCUAUGAUUCUAUGAUUCUAAGAGCAUCCACGGGGUAGGGGGUUAGAGCCGUGGAUCCGGUAAACCUGGCCUUUGAAGACAAGGACUAAAAGCCUCAUUAGAAUCCUGCCCUGUGAAUCUGGUCAGUUGCAUUUAGCUGCAAUGCUGGGGCAGUGGGUUUGCUCUGUGUGUGGUUUUCCAUGCUGACCAGUAUCGUCUUGUUGUUUCCUUGCUCUUUUUCUUGGCCUGUUUGUUGAAUCUACCUAUUGCCAAUAGUCUUACACUUAGAUUGAAAGCUCUCCUGGGCGGGCCAGUCUUUGUGUUAUAUCUUCAUACAGCGCCUGGCACAAUGGGGCCCUGGUUUCUAUUUGCUACCGUAAUACAAACAACUCACAAUAAUUGGCCCGGUACCAUGUGCCAUCACCAUAUAAACAGGCUGACAGUCAAUAUCGAUUCUAAUCACGGCAUCUUGCGAUCAUGUGAUGCUUUAUUGACUCAUUCACUCCCUGCCACAGAUCAUGUUUAACUUAAUAACGUUGUUAGAUUCCAUACCUGCCAGGCAGCGCGUAUCCACGUUUACCUUCAUUCACUAAUCUCGGUAUUUGUUGCCUUUGGGUUCACAGUCACCGCGCUGGUUUAAUAAAGGUACAUUGAACACACGCCGCUGCCUGCAGCUUCCUGGGCAUCUCUGCUCAGGCUUCCCGCCCAGGGUAAGUGGAGGGACCCAGGCUCCCCCCAGCUGCCAGCGCAGCUCUCCCCAGCCUGGCUCUGGAGGCUGUGGGUGGGAGGGGGUCGGAGCCGCAGCCUGGCCACAGAAAGGGCCAGGUGGGGAGCUGUGUGGAGCUGCCGUGGACCCUCCACCUGCCUCUACCUGCUCUGGGUGGAUUAGAUGGGCCCCAGGGCAGUCCCCUUCCGGCUCUGCAAUCGAUGAAUCUGCGUUUUUCACCUGCAAAAGUUGUGGCUGAAAAGACUGGGCCCGGCUCUGGUUCCUCAGACUCUCCCUUGGCAUCAGUAGAAAUAGCCGGGCCUCAAUGCCGGUGUCCUCUGUUCCUCUGCGCCCAGCUGGGAUGGGGUCCGAGAAAACCGUGUGCUCCCCGUCUUCC
This is a messenger RNA of Caretta caretta (loggerhead turtle), 3925 nucleotides long. RefSeq names its product interferon-inducible GTPase 5. Gene Ontology annotation, molecular function: GTP binding. The record is from RefSeq and is a predicted model, not a curated record. Gene Ontology annotation, cellular component: membrane. Lineage: Eukaryota; Metazoa; Chordata; Testudines; Cheloniidae.